Molecule: messenger RNA, 963 nt
Organism: Aspergillus uvarum CBS 121591
Lineage: Eukaryota; Fungi; Ascomycota; Eurotiomycetes; Eurotiales; Aspergillaceae
Product: E2 ubiquitin-conjugating protein MMS2
Exons: 5
Coding region: 155-574 (139 amino acids)
Biological process (GO): protein K63-linked ubiquitination; DNA damage tolerance
Cellular component (GO): nucleus
Source: RefSeq, a predicted model, not a curated record
GCAGUGCCCAUUGUCAUUGCCGCAAGUGGGAUAAAGUCGUGGUGCCCCUCCUCCGCCUCCGGUACUGAUCUCUUUUACCUUUCUUCAACAACAACCUUCAUUUCCCCACAUUCAAGAUACACAAAACCCCCUCUCCAAACUCAUAUACCGCAUCAUGUCGGCCAAGAUUCCUAGAAACUUCAGGUUGCUUGAAGAGCUCGAGAAGGGCGAGAAGGGCUUGGGCGCAGAGGCUUGCUCGUACGGUCUAGAUGAUGGCGAAGAUAUGAUGAUGAGCAACUGGAAUGGCACUAUCCUGGGCCCUCCUCAUAGCGUCCAUGAGAACAGAAUAUACAGUGUCAAGAUCCACUGCGGUCCAGAUUACCCUGACAAUCCCCCCACACUGCAAUUCGUCUCCCGGAUCAAUCUGCCAUGCGUUGAUCCCCACACCGGCAAGGUUGACCCCACCAAGCUGCCUUGCCUGGCUCAAUGGAAGCGCGAUUUCACCAUGGAGACUAUUCUGCUCGAACUUCGGCGGUAUAUGGCUCUGCCCCAGCACAAGAAGCUUCCCCAGCCCCCGGAGGGCUCCAACUUCUAAGCAACGUGAUGCUGUGAAAUGACUCGGGAACCGAAUGAGGAGUAUUCUGGUUGGGUUUGUGCGUGCGGUUUCGUUCGCGUCUUCUUUCGUUUUACUUCUUAGAGCGUGUACAGUCUAUGCAUAACGCCGGGCAUGGCGUGGUGUCAAUCGAAGCCUAGUCGCAAUUCAUCGAUUCUAGAAAUCCUUGUCGGUGUGGUCUUUCCUGUCAACCUUGCUACUUAGACUGUCCUUUGCUAUGGCAUUUAUCAUUAGCCUCUGAGGGUUUCAUGGACAUGGAACUAAGUAGGCUUAGGCACUGCCACAGUGAGUGAGACAGCAAACCGAUAGGGCACACGGAUUUCUGUCAGGAUAGUACUGUACAGGUGCCGAUGCCAUUGGGUCGAUUGGCG